AUGUCUCUCAGCGGACCACCUGGAUUUACCCACCACACCACCGUGACGUCCGACAGUCUACAUCAUUACAUGAGCAGACAGCAUCAGCCGAAGGCGUUACCCGGGGUGCACGAUCCCAGAUCCCCCGCCCUUAACUCCAGAGCUGUCGCCAUCGAUUCCAGGGGCGUUGCCGUCGACCCCAGAAGUGCCGUCGGAUUAAACCACGACCUCCGACGUGGUGGUCACGACGAACAUCAAAGUCGGGAAAUGAAAGCGUUAGAUGUCGGCAGGGUUCCUCCCCACGAUCCCAGGUCCUUGGAUUCACUUCCCCCAAAAGAGGCCCCGAGAUUAAUGCCCGAG
Messenger RNA from Lymnaea stagnalis (great pond snail), 339 nucleotides. The record is from the annotation of a GenBank genome assembly. NCBI's taxonomy places the organism in Eukaryota, Metazoa, Mollusca, Gastropoda, Lymnaeidae.